AUGUAAAAUAAAUUAUAUUUGAAUAUCAUAACUGAAAAUACUAAUAUAUUUGAAUCUUCAUAUACUUACUUAGAAAAACUAAUAAAAAUUUUAGAAGGAACAACAUUAAAAAAUUGGAAUGAUUAAAGAAAUUACUAUUUGAUGAAGUUGUAAAAAGUGUCUGAUUGGUGGGCUAAAGAAAUUAAAUUUUUUAAUUAAAGAUGA
Messenger RNA from Paramecium primaurelia, 204 nucleotides. The record is from the annotation of a GenBank genome assembly. Lineage: Eukaryota; Ciliophora; Oligohymenophorea; Peniculida; Parameciidae.